AUUUGUUGAUGUGUCAUAUCAAAGUGACUUGUUGGGUCUAUCAGCUGUUAAGGCAUAAACCUCAAAGUUCACUCUUAUCCACAUUGUCUCCGCAUUGAACUUCACCAUGGAUUUUUCGCAUUCGGUUUGAACCAGAGAGGGACCAUGGAGCAGCCUGGUCCUGCUUCAGAUACACACAUGAUGGAAGGAUCGGAGGUUGAAUCUGUGUCUGAGAGAUCUCACCCAGAGAAUCAGCUUCGCAACAGCACAUCUAACAUAGAAGAGGAGGAACAAAUCUCUCACAGCAGUGCAGAUGAGGCAGAAAAGUGCAGUCAGGCAAAAGAUGAAGCACAGCUUGAUAGUGAACUAAUUAAGACGGUGACAGAUGUUCAGACGGACGCAAAGACAAAGUCAGAAGCUCAAACAUGCAAUCAGGAACAUGCAGAGGGGAGUGAGCUGGAUGCUGAUACUGACUGUGAUAGCGGUACAGUUUCCAUGGAAGGUGGGAUACCUUCGCUUUCAAAUGCGGCUGAUGGAGCUUUGGUAGCCCCAUUCACCACUUUGGAUGGUGUGGUAGAAAGCUCUCCUUCUGUUCUUGAAGGGACAGUAGAAACCUUAUUGCCUUUUAAUGAAGUUAAGGAUUCUCAUACCGCCACUCCAUACAGCAGUGUGGAGCCAUCAGUCUUGGUUACAAAUUGUUCCACAGAGCCAUCGCCUGCUGAUGAUAGUGGUUUAACCAAGAGUCCAUCAUCCUCUUCCGCCCAAAGCACUUCGAAAACCUCCCCUACUGACUUGACAACCACCUCUGGGAUCUCUAAUGGCCCUUCCACUCCCAGUUCCGACACUGUCAACUCCUCGCUGGCUUCCAGCCCUCAAACCAAUACCAACACCUCAGUCCCCUUCCAUUCCUUGUCAAGUCCGUAUGACACUGAUUGCAGCCGAAAGCUUAUUUCCCAGAUCCAGCGCUCGCUGUCACAGGAAUCACUGCUGGAUGAGCUAGAGUCAGAGCUGUUGGCCUGUCAGCUGCCUGAGGGUGAAAGUGGAGGUGAGCGGAAAGGAAGCCCACCUGUCAAUGGACUCCCUACAGACCAAGAGGGCUGCAUGGUGGUCUUUGAGAAGUGUGUGCAAUACAAAUAUGCACAGCAGGAGAAAGCUAUUCAGAGGUUGCUUGAGGAGAACAAGAGACAUCAGGAGCUGAUCCUGGGCAUCUGUUCAGAGAAGGACAACAUGAGGGAAGAACUGAAAAAGAGGGCAGAGACAGAAAAGCAGCACAUGGUCACCAUUAAAAAGUUGGAGGGCAGGGUGGAGGAGCUGCUGAAAGAACUGAAGGAGUCGCGGGAUAAACUCAUUCACCAGGACCAGGCUGCCAAGGCUGCCCUCCAGCAAAUGCAGAAGGAAAUGGCCUUCCGGCUAGAACAGGCGAACAAGAAGUGUGACGAGGCGCGCCAAGAGAAGGAGACCAUGGUGAUGAAGUAUGUACGGGGAGAGAAAGAGGCCCUGGACCUGAGGCGGGAUAAGGAGGGUUUGGAGAAGAGGCUGAGGGAAGCCACCAAGGAGGUGGACCGCCAGGCCCUCAGAGGAAACCAGCUGGCCCAGGAGAAAGGCCGGCUGCAGCAGCUCUAUGAUGCUAAGGAAGGCGAGGUUAGCAGGUUCACUCGAGAGGUGGAAAAGCUGAAGGAGGAGGUCAACUCACAUCUUAUCAAGGUCAAAUGGGCCCAGAACAAACUAAAGAGUGAGGCAGAUACACACAAGGAAACUAAAGACAAACUGAGAGAGACAACAUCCAAAUUGGUCCAGGCCAAAGAAGAGACCGAACAGAUCCGCAAGAACUGUCAGGACAUGAUCCGAACGUACCAGGAAUCAGAGGAGCUCAAGUCCAACGAGCUGGAUGCUAAACUGAGGGAGACCAAAGGAGAGCUGGAGAAACACAAGCAGGAACAAACAGACCAAUUAGAGGUGCACCGAGUGAAGGCCAAAGAGUUGGAGGACCUGAAAAGGAGUUACAAAGAGAGCAUGGAUGAGCUCAACACUCUACGCACCAAGUUAAAGUGUUUGGAGGACGAGCGUCCACGCUGGGAGGACGAGCUGAGCAAGUACAGAGAGAUCAUCAACCGGCAGAAAGCUGAGAUCGGCCGCCAGAGGGAGAAGAUGGAAGAGAUCAAUGCACUCCAGGAGCAGCAUCAGUGUGACAAACAGGAGAUCACGUCUCUUCGAGAGGAAGUUGAUGGCCUGACCAGUCAGAUGGCCGAUUUCCAGCGCGAUGUACAAGGCAGCAGGGAGCGAGAGGCUGAGCUACUGGGCUUCACUGAGAAGCUGAGCAGCAAGAACGCUCAGCUCCAGUCAGAGAGCAACGCACUACAGUCUCAGCUGGAUCAGCUCACCAGCAGCUUCACGCAACUCCAAGGGAGGCUGGAGGACACCAGCAGGCUACUAGAUGACAAGUCACGGCAGCUGAAACAGGAGGAGGUGCUGAGGCAGCAGGAGGUGCAGGGCCUGCAGGAGGAGCGGGCAGCACUGCAGACGGAGGUGGCCCAACUAAAAACCAGAGUUGAAGAACUGAGGGAUGAGCUGGUGACUCAGAAAAGGAAACAAGCUGCCAACAUCAAGGACCUGACGAAACAACUAACACAAGCCCGUAAGAGACUGGAGCAGGUUGAGAAUGGAGGCUGCGACCGGGAUGCUAGCAGUAUGGGCAGUCGCUCAAGUUCCUCAGGUACUACUCCUGGAUUUGGCUCCUUGAACGCACGCCACAGUGGGAGCAGCGGUGUUGAGGAGCGGUCACCGGAGAGCCAGUCUGGUCCUUCAGUGGUGGUAGUGGAUAGCUUCCCAGAGGUCGACAAGGCUGUGCUUGUGGAUCGCAUUGUCCGUCUGCAAAAGGCUCUCGCUCGCAAGCAGGAAAAAAUCGAGUUCAUGGAGGAUCACAUCAAGCAACUGGUGGAGGAGAUCCGCAAAAAGACCAAAAUUAUCCAGAGCUAUGUGCUAAGAGAGGAGUCGGGGGCCCUCUCAUCAGAGGCGUCAGACAUUAAUAAGGCCCACCUGAGCCGGCGGGGAGGCAUCAUGGCUUCGCUUUACACCUCCCACCCGGCGGACAGCGGGCUGACCCUGGAUCUGUCGCUGGAGAUCAACAGGAAGCUGCAGGCUGUGUUGGAGGACACACUGCUGAAGAACAUUACCCUGAAGGAGAAUCUGCAGACGCUGGGCGCCGAGAUCGAGCGGCUCAUAAAACAGCAGAGAGCUCCAGAGGACGGAGUGAGGAGGAAGUGACACGACCGUGUCACAGGAAAGAGGAAAUGAAAGACCAAGAAGUAGUCGAGGAAGUUUUGAAGGAACGGCAAAACACACGCACGCACUCAUUCUCCCAUCAUAUGAAGGAGCAAAUUGAAUGUUGUAAGUGCCAGUAGCACCUCAGGCUGCUUUUCGGGGGGACCUCUUGAACUUUCUGUCCGUUUGGAGGACGUGUCUUAACUUACUUGAACUGUCAUCAUUCCAUCCACAUUGCGCCACCUCCGUUUCCUGCUUGGGCACAGCAAACCUUCCUCUGGCUAACGUCCGCCUCCCCCGAGCCUUGCCAAGAUAAAAACCCUUUGGGCCAGUUGCUUCAAGCUUGAACCUCUGAAAGCCCUUGGAAACGAAAUGACUGAAGAUGCCAUAAUUGCGAAUGUAUAGCAAAUUCUACCUGGGAAGUAGUCAAAAAAGCGACUGAUUUGCCAGUGAAUUCAUAAAAACGGACUAUGUUCCGGUGCACAGCGACUUGCAGCUUUUUCCACCGUUCAGUGACUGAGAUGAGAUGAUGAUCGCCCAGCAUGCCGUCUCCACUUGUCCCCUCUCGUCUGCCAAUAAGCCAAAUGUAUUUUUGACAGACUGCUUCUUCAGCUCGAUUACACGGCACUCCAUAUGCAAAGCAAAAAGUGGAAAUCAGCCCCGGCUUGUGGGGAACUUGCAUGCCACCUGCGCACUUUUCAUCAUCUUGUGCUCUGCACAGCCAGCACUUAACGACCGAGCUGGUGGAGCAAGGUGCCUCGCAUCAGCAGACCCGCCCAUCUGUGUGACACCGGUGCUAGACUGUGUUUCUUGCAGUGUUUUCGUGCAGCCAACGGCAACGUGCCAUCAGUGUGGAAGUAUCCUCGUGUGUGAAAAUGAAGAAAAUCUGUGACAAAUAAAACACGGUGAGGUUGAAAUGUAGAGCUGGUCUUUAGCCAUUUUGAAUGUGAUUUUUAAUUUAUUUUCAUUUUUGUUGGCUUAAAAUGUAAUUUUUUAUUUUAGUAUUUCCUUUUUCAUUUCCUGUUAUUGCAAAGCUUUCUUUUAGAAUUUUUGCGCUUUGCUCUUAAUUUAAAAGAAUGAAUACCUUGAACAGUUUUGCCCUUCCUUCACUGUCAUCUCUUCAUGUGUUCCUGUUGCAGGAACUUCAUCAGUAGCAACUUCUCUUAAUCAGGCAUGAGCAUCCAAAGAUGUUCCUGUUUCAGCAUUCCUAAAAGCGGUUUGUUAGUAUCACCAUCAUCAUCCCUCAUCUCAAACAGCAGACACAGACAUGCUAACAGCAGCUUUCUUUGCACCGUGUGCACAAUACUAUCAGAAAAUGUUAAGGUAUUCCCCUCACACUCCUCUUUUUAUUUCUCUUUGUAGUGUCACUGAGUCCGUUAAAGUAAAUCAAGUGUGGAGGAAUCAGAGGGAGGACAGGAGAUCUGUAGCUGUAGCUCAGGAAAGCCAGUGGAACUACAGGAAUAUAUCCAGGGACAAAGUGCAAUGCUGUUCCUUUCAUUGAGCUUCUUUUUGUUGUUGUUCUGAAUGCGUUGCUGCACCAGUGUACUGUUUUAUAUGUCUGUUUUAAUGCUUGUGCACGUGCAACACGGGACUGCGGUGGGGACCGAAGUUUUAAAAGUGUCCAGACUGUGGGUUUUGUGUGUGCGUGCAUGGCUGCGUGUGUGCCUUCUUUUAACCUCCCGAGCUUCUGUGUUCACACCUUGUGUACAUGCUUCAUCUGUCGGGGCUUACAGGCUUUUACCAGACUGGCCGUGAAGUUUGGUCUGCAGGGUUUCCCCCGGGGGCUAAACAGAAUUUGCAUUUAGACCAGAGUCUGUCAGCCACACACACACACACACACACACACACACACACACACACACACACACACACACACACACACACACACACACACACACACACACUCAAAAAAACGAAUUGAUUCAACAAUAAAAAGUUUUCUUUGCUCUUUAUUUGAUCUGAAUUUCGACGCCGUCGCAAAAGCCUCCACCUUAUUUUUUUCCCCAUUCCAAUCAGAAAUGGGCUUUUAUGGGUCGUGAAUGGUUACAGGACGACCCCCCUUCCGUACACCCUGAGGCUACGGUUGAAACGGCCCACUAAGUGAAUAGAGAUGAAAGUUUCCAGGAUUGAGGUCACGGAGUCCUUUAAGGUUCCCUGUUGCUCCAGUGGGUGCUCGCUGUUUGAUGUACCUCUACUUUUAUUUCAUCCAAACUGAUUGCCCUGCGACGUGGGAUCCGUGCGGAAACGUGCAGACAGCAGACCUGGAGAUUUCAUCUUGAUUCUCCUCGAUAUUGAAACUUGGUAACCUUUUAAAGUCCUGAGAGUUCAGCAAGAUUGAAACGUAGCUUUCUUCUUCCAUCAGGCCAGUGGCCAAACAAUGUGAUAAUGAGCUGCUUGUUGCUGAAUGGGUGAAAGAAGCAAAAUGCUAAACACUCGCAUGGGAUUUCCUGAUUAGUCCUUCAUAAUUCUCCAAGGCACGCUAAUACGCUUCUCCUGAUUCGGUCACAGUGCGUCACCUGUAAGCAUCACGCUGAUCCGAGAUUUUUAACGGCCUUGAAACGAAGCCAUGUUGCGGCGUUGUGUGUAACCUCACGUUUCACUCUGUGGAUCUGAAAACGUGGCGUGCAGUAUGUGUGAGUGUCAAAAUGAGACGUUUAUUUCUGUUUUCUCCCUGCUGUGCAAUGAUUCCCUCUGCUCUGUUUUGUGGAAUAUUCAAACUGUGAUUAUAUUAUACAUUUGUAAAUAUGUCAUAAUGUAAAAUUCUGAUGAGAUGUUUUUAAAAAUACUGAUUCUGGAUGAUGUUUGUAUAUAUGGUGUUUCCAGGGAAUAAAUGGAGAUGAGUCUGAACUUUCUCUUGAAUGUUC
Molecule: messenger RNA, 6104 nt
Organism: Chelmon rostratus (copperband butterflyfish)
Lineage: Eukaryota; Metazoa; Chordata; Actinopteri; Chaetodontiformes; Chaetodontidae
Gene: ccdc186
Product: coiled-coil domain-containing protein 186
Exons: 16
Coding region: 145-3243 (1032 amino acids)
Biological process (GO): vesicle cytoskeletal trafficking
Cellular component (GO): trans-Golgi network
Molecular function (GO): small GTPase binding
Source: RefSeq, a predicted model, not a curated record